Adineta steineri is the source of this 579-nucleotide messenger RNA. The record is from the annotation of a GenBank genome assembly. NCBI's taxonomy places the organism in Eukaryota, Metazoa, Rotifera, Eurotatoria, Adinetida, Adinetidae.
AUGCAAUACAAACCAGAAACUAAAAACAUGGUUACGAUGAAUCCUGCCUACAUACUUACUAUUCCUAAAGAAUUAUCACUAACGGAAAAUUAUGAAAUACAACGAACUCGUAAAAUUCUAAUAAUUAUACUUGGCGUGUGUCUUGCACUCUCUGUGGUUGGUACAAUUAGUGCAAUAUCAGAAUCGAAAUUGGAAGGUGAUAUCGGUGUUCCUCGACGAAGUUCACAAGGUGGUCAUAGUUUUAUUUCAAUGCUUUAUUGUAGUUUUGGAAUAAUUGUCACUUAUCAAUAUUCUCAAAAUGGUUUACGUGUACUUGUGUGUCUAGGCAUAAUUAUGCUUGUUAUAAUGGGUAUUGCAGCUACGAUUAUUUUGUGCCUUGCUAUUGGAGCUGUGGCUUUUCUCAACUAUACUGAUAACAACGAGAAACAAGCGAUGAUAGUUGGGGUGUCAUUUGGUGCUUUCAUUUUCCUUCUUACAUAUGCUGUUGAUUUUAUUCUUACGGUGAUCAUUGUAAAAUUUGCUUUCAAAUUGACACGACUUAUUGAUGGAAAUAAACAUUUAACUAAUCAACGAGUCUAA